Pantherophis guttatus is the source of this 2091-nucleotide messenger RNA. RefSeq names its product phospholipid transfer protein (gene PLTP). NCBI's taxonomy places the organism in Eukaryota, Metazoa, Chordata, Lepidosauria, Squamata, Colubridae. Gene Ontology annotation, biological process: ceramide transport; high-density lipoprotein particle remodeling; phospholipid transport. The record is from RefSeq and is a predicted model, not a curated record. Gene Ontology annotation, molecular function: phosphatidylethanolamine transfer activity; ceramide transfer activity; lipid binding.
UUUUCCUCGCACCCCCCGCCCCAAUUCCCCCAACUCCCGAGACCGGCCCGGCCCCCUCCAAGCGCAGUUUCUCGCCUUCCAGACGGGGGACCCAGCAGGAGCAACUGCGCCCGGCGCGCUGCCUCUGCCGCGGGCUGCCUCUCGGCUGUUGUCCGGGCGAGCGGGCGCGAAACCGCGGCUGCCGGCAGGGACGCUUAGGAGGGCGGGCUCCGAACUCGGAGAAGCGGCUGCCUGGGACCUCCCGGCCCCACAUGGACAGCCGAGUUCCGCCCUUCUCCUUCCCCGGCAGACGGGACCCGCGCCCGGGCUGCGCGCUGCUGCGCUCCUUCGGACCGGGCAGCACCUGGAUGGGCGUUUCGGGGAGGAGAGUCGGGCUGGGGGCUUGCUGGCCGGAGGGCCCCCCCCCCGGCAUCGCUGCUUUCUUCGGGGACCAGAGCGGAUGAAGCGGCCGAAAGACGCGGGCUGCGAGGAAAGAGCUGCCAUGCCUCUGCACUGCCUACUGUUCUUGCUGACCUGGCUGGGCACAGCCUCUGUGGCUGCCCACACUCCUGCCUGCAAGAUGAGAAUCACAGACAAGGGCCUGGCGCUGGUGAAGCAGGAGGGUCUGCGCUUCGUGGAGCAGGAGCUGGAGAGCAUCUCUAUCCCUGAUCUGCAUGGCAAGCAGGGCAAGUUCCACUACAACAUCAGCAGCGUGAAGGUGACUCACCUGCAGCUGAACUUCUCUGAGCUCCACUUCCAACCGGAGCAGGACCUGGCCUUCCGGAUCAACAACGGCUCCAUCGGGGUGCGAUUCCGGCGGCAGCUGCUCUACUGGUUCUUCUAUGACAUUGGCUCCAUCAAGACGUGGGCCGAAGGGGUCAACAUCCACACCCUGCUGAGGCUCUCCAGGGACCAGGGGGGCCGCCUCAAGAUCGCCAACAUGAGCUGCAACGCCUCCAUCGCCCGGAUGCACGCGGGAUUCAGUGGCACCCUCCGAAAGGUCUAUGAAUUCGUGGCCAUACUCCUCACCACAGGGAUGCGCUACCUAAUCAGUCAACAGAUCUGCCCUGCGCUCAACCACGCUGGGCUGGUGCUACUCAACUCCCUGCUGGACACGGUGCCCGUGCGCAAUCCAGUGGACGAAUACGUGGGCAGCGACUACUCCCUACUCAAUGACCCCCAUGUCACCCCGGAGAACAUAGACCUGGAUUUCAAGGGCAUGUUCUUCCCUCUGCAAAACGAGAACGAGACCCUGCCCAACCUGGCCCCGGAGCCCCUCCUGAGGGAGACGGAGCGGAUGGUCUACAUGGGGCUCUCUGAAUACUUCUUCGACUCCGCCCUCUUCUCCUACUACCGGGCGGGGGUCCUGAACAUGGAAUUUGCGGGGGAUGAGGUGCCAAAGGAUUUGCAAGUUUUGCUGAGAGCCUCUUUCUUCGGAAGCAUCAUGCUGUUGAACCCCGAUGUGGUGGACGCGCCCCUGAUCUUGAAGCUGCAGGUGACCGAAGCCCCUCGCUGCACCAUCCGGUCCUCCGGCACAUCCGUCUCUGUCUCGGCCCUGCUCAACAUCUUCUUGGCCCCCCUGAACCAGCCCCCAAUUCUGCUUUCCAGCCUGACUAUGGAAUCCCGCCUGAGCGCCAAGGUGGUCCUUCACCAUAAGGCUCUUCAGGUGCAGCUGGAUCUCCGAAGGUUCCGGAUCUACUCCAACCAGUCAGCCUUUGAAUCUUUGGCACUCCUCCCACUGCAAGCCCCCCUGAAGACCCUGCUGCAAAUGACCAUCAUGCCCUUCAUCAACGAGAAGACCACGAAAGGGGUCCGAAUCCCCCUCCCUGAAGGCAUGGACUUCACCAAGGAGGCCGUCAGGAGCCACUUGGGCUACCUCACCAUCGGAGCUGACCUGCAUUUCACCAAAGGGCUGCGAGAGGUCAUUGAGAAGCUCCGGGCGACCCCGGGCCCUUCUCUGGCCUCCAGGGCUGCGUAGGAGCCCUGGAUCUCGUCCCUCACCUGGCCCCAACUUUACCUGCCUGCCUGAGUCAGGUGGGGUCCUCUGCUCUGCCGGACACAAGGGUCUUUGUAAGCCUCUGGGACAGCUGAAUAAAGAGCUAUGCUGCCCGA